Pseudomassariella vexata is the source of this 2562-nucleotide messenger RNA. RefSeq lists its product as uncharacterized. Lineage: Eukaryota; Fungi; Ascomycota; Sordariomycetes; Amphisphaeriales; Pseudomassariaceae. Gene Ontology annotation, cellular component: cytoplasm. The coding region runs from base 1 to 2562 and encodes 853 amino acids. The record is from RefSeq and is a predicted model, not a curated record. Gene Ontology annotation, biological process: purine nucleobase catabolic process. The transcript has 9 exons. Gene Ontology annotation, molecular function: allantoinase activity.
AUGUCCUCGCUGGUCGACAUUGUGUUUUCCAAAGGCUUGAUUGUCUCCGUGACUCCUGCGUCAAACGCAGCGUCCAUAUUGGAAGAUGGCGAAGAGUAUCAGCUACAAGGCCGUUACGUGACACCCGGCGUCGUCGAUAUGCAUUCUCACCAUAUGACGCUGUCUUGGCCUGUUUCGGAAGCAACCGAGGAUAGCAAUGAGAUGCACGCUCUGUUCGGGACUCUCACACCUUUUCUUCGAAUCACCGAGUCGUUGAAAGCGUAUGAUGCUGCCACCAAGCUGAUAGCUUCCGGUGGUAUUACCUCGAGUCUUCUGCUUCCCGGUUCAACUAACACCAUGGGCGGGGAAGGGACUGUGGUGAAGAAUGUGAUGAAAUCCGGCGCCUUAGGUGAGUAUGUCGUGGAAGAAAUGCUUCUAGAACACGGCGUCCCCCCUGAAGACCGACAUCGUUACAUGAAGAUGGCAUGCGGAGAGAACCCCAAGAUGGUCUACGGCCACACUCGAAUGGGGCUGGCUUGGCUUCUCCGUAAGCAUCUUGCCCGGGCGAAAGAGUUGAUGGACAAGCAGGAGGAGUGGUGUGAUUCAGCCUCUCGUUUGCGCACCGCAGCCGAGCAAAGUCGAUUUGUCGAACAGACGGGUGGGUUUCCAGAAGAGCGUGAACUCGAAUCCACAAUUGGUUUACUUCGUGGUAGAGUUAGCAUGCAGAACCACUGCUACGAGCCCGAAGACCUUGAAACCAUGCUGGGAGUCACUCGAGAAUUCGGUAUUCGAGCCCGCGCUUUCCAUCACGCGAUCGAGGCUUGGCAAGUCCCUGAAAUGUUGAAGGAGUACGGAGAGAACGUGACAAUUGCUACGUUUGCCGAAUUCGCCCUGUACAAGCACGAGGCGUACCAUCCCAGCCUUUACGCAGGGGCUAUCCUCGAUGCUCACGGUAUUCCAGUAGCAUAUAAGUCGGAUCACAGCGGAGAAAGCAUGAACGCAAAAUACGUCGUAUCACAAGCUGCCGUAGCGCACGCCUUUCACCUUCCAGCUGAGAAAGCCCUUCAGUCAGUGACUUCGAUUCCGGCGAACGCACUGGAUUUGGGGUUCCGCAUAGGAUACGCACGCAAAGGCUACGAUGCCGAUCUCGUUGUUUGGGAUUCUCAUCCGCUUUCCAUUGGCGCCACGCCGCAACAAGUGUUCAUCGACGGAAUCGCGACUCUCAACGCUAAAGAUGUAGAGAGGGCCAUGGGUUCGUCAAUGGAGGCAUCUUCCGCACCGCCAACUAAGGAAGAGCUACCGCGCAGUCGUGUCAGAAAGUCUAAAGAAGAAGCGGCCAAUUUUUGUGCUCUAGCUAAAAUGCAAGGCCAGAGCCUCGUGAUCCAAGGCAUUCGGAAGAGUUUCUUAGACAACCAUCAGCAACUCUCGGCCGCAGUCUCUACGUCAGGGGAAGGCAACCUUACACUGGUCAUCAACAAUGGUAAAAUUUCUUGUCUCGGGUCAUUAGAGACUUGCGGCGCCGCGAUCACGGCUACGGCCGACGGUGCAGUCCACGUAUCUCUAGACAAUGGGCAUCUACUUCCGGGUUUGACUGCAGUAUCACAUAGUCUAGGCAUGGCGGAAAUCAUAUUGGACGAGGAGACCGGGAACGGCAUUGCGCAAGUCACGGAUGUUAAAGAUGCCAAACCUAUCGACUACGCCAAGUACGGUGUUUAUUUCGACGGGAAAUCAUUCGCACGGGCACGUCUUGGAGGUGUCACCAGAGCCGUGACCCCCCCGGAACUCCCCUCGCUUGGAGGCGCUGGGCUGGUUCAGGGAGUCUCGACUGGUAUCAGAACCAGCGGCACGAAACGCCUUCUUGAUGGCGGCAUCUUUCAGGAUGAGGUCGGUUUGCAUAUGAUUAUUGGAGAUGCCAACAAGGCUCUCGGGAGUAAGAGUAUGGCCAUCAAGAAUCUCAGAGCGAUCUUGGUGGAGAACAGGGGCAAAGGGAAUGAGAGUGCGUACGGUUUGGUUGCCGAUGGCAAGAUGCCUCUCAUCAUCCAAGUUGCUAGUGUGCCGGAUACUCAACAAAUCAUCGCCGUGAAGCAGGAUUUUUCAGACGUCAAGAUCGUCAUCAACGGCGGACAUGGGGCGCCUUUGGUAGCCAAAGAACUAGCCCAGGCCAAGAUCCCCGUCAUACUCUGGGCAACACGUCCCGCCUUCGCUUCUUGGGAGACCAGAGAGUCACUCCCAGGCCCACCAUUGACGCGAAGCCCGGCAAGCAUCCUCAGUGAAGAGGGCGUAGCCUAUGCGAUAUCUGUGGAUGGCUCAGUUCCCACAGCGGAUUGUCGGAUUCACUCUCUGGCCCUCGAAGCCGCCUGGGCAGCCAAGUAUGCUGGUCUGAGUGAACACGAAGCGGUUCGUUUAGUUUCGAGGAAUGUUGAGAACAUCCUUGGGCUGGAACGUAGCAAGGACAUCGUCGUGUGGGAGAACAAUCCCUUGCAGCACGGUGCGUCUGUCGUGCUCUCAUUGGAAACCAAUGAGGACGGAGAUUUCGAGGUGGCCACAUGCUGGCCAGACGAUGACAUGGAGACAUCUGCAUAG